Messenger RNA from Anopheles coustani, 3073 nucleotides. It is a transcript of the gene Brd8, whose product is annotated as bromodomain-containing protein 8. Gene Ontology annotation, molecular function: protein binding. The coding region runs from base 131 to 3013 and encodes 960 amino acids. The record is from RefSeq and is a predicted model, not a curated record. The transcript has 2 exons. Gene Ontology annotation, cellular component: NuA4 histone acetyltransferase complex. Lineage: Eukaryota; Metazoa; Arthropoda; Insecta; Diptera; Culicidae.
UUAUUUUGUAGUGUUCAAUUGCGAUAAGAGUUACAAUAGAAGCUCUGUUUGGCGCUUCUAUUAUGGAUAAAGGAAGUUAGUACGUGUGACAAGACAGAAAAUACAAAGUUUGCUUUAAAUUCUUGGAAAAAUGAGUUCAAUACAGGAGCGUCUGCAGAUGAAGCGGGUUCCACUGGAUAAGUGGUCCACAAAGGAAAAGCUUUGCUUAGCCUCGGCCGUAGCAUGCAGUGGCGAUCAAAACUGGAUGUCCGUGAGCCGGUCGCUGAGGAUGUUGUGUGGAUCGGACCGGCCGAACGAUUGGUUUGCCCAGAAAUCCUGUGCCGCACAGUAUGGGAAGCUGCUUGAGAAUGUGGAAACGCCGAAACGGAAGAAGCGUACCGCGUCCGAACGAGACGGCGUGGCCGCAGUGGAAACUCCGGGUGAAUCGAUUCUACGCAAGCUAACGCAGGAACGUAUUAUCGAGCUGAAGAAAAUCAUCCAGGAGGAGAGUCAGCAGUACAUUAAGGUGAAGGAGGACAUCAUUCUGAUCCAGAGUGGCGUGACCGAUGAGAAAAAACUGCGUGAAAUGUUGAAACAGAUUGAACAGGAGCGGGCACAGAGGGAGAAGGACGAGCAGCAGCACGCCGAGUGGCUGAAGGAGCGUGAGGAUAAGAAGCUCGAACUGGAACGUCAGUGGCGUCCUCAGUUUCCCGGUUCGCCGACCGCAACCAAAGCACCGACUCCACCGAAGAUUAAGGAAGAAAUGGACGAAGAUAGCCAAGGGUCAUGCAAAUCGGGGACGUCUCCCUUGCUUACCUCGUUGCUCAAAAACCCUAACGCUACCGCUGGUGGUAGCCCAUCACCCACCUUACCACUCGGUCCGGCCACUUCUUCUCCGACUAUUACGAAUCUUUUGACUGGAAACGCAGGAAGCACCGCCAAAGGUUCUCUUCCCGCGACAGGUAGCGCAGGCGAUGUAGCACUAGUGGAUCCAAAUGCAAUUGCAAUUAAAAAGGAAUCAUUAAGCGCAACGACCUCUUUAAAAAUCGCGGAAAAUAAAGAACAAAUCGUGUUAAAGGUGGAGGAUGUUACGGUUGCUGACUCAACGGAUGCCAAUGGUUCCGGUACUCCGCAGGAAAGUACGCAACCCGAGUUGCCCAAACCGGACACAUUGUUUGGCGAAGACAGCGAAGACCAAGCGGAUGACCUCAUGGGCGUACUGGAUGAUCUCAUACCGGACGAUUUGGAUGAGAUUCUGAAGGAUGAGGGUGGCAUGAUGCUGGAAGGUGUGGUACUGAAGGACGUUGUCGAAUCCAUCAUGGGGUCGGAUGAAGUUACCCUGAAGGACAAGGAGUCGAUCGAAGAAGGCGGUGAUGUGUCGAUGGAACCGGUCGGCGUUGGAGAGGAGAAAGUCAACGAAACGGCUUCAAAAAACGUAGAAACUUUGGUGGAAAGUAUUAAAUCUCCACCAGUAACUUCACCACCACCGACCGCUGAAGGAGAUGUUACACCGGCACCCGGAGAGGGUACCGAAACUGACCAGCGAGAUAAGGUUGUCGCGGAGCAGUCGACAAGUUUUCCACAACAAAUUGCCCCAGAUGUGGCGGUUACAAACGAAUCUGUUGCGAAACAGGAAGAUAAGGUGGUCGAAAGUAAGGUGGAAAUUAUUCCGAUCGAAGACAGUACCAGUAACUCACCGGCGACGAUUCCAUCCAGUGAUGACACUAAGGAUCCGACGGAAGACUCCAGUGGUCAGGAAAACGCGGAGAGUGUGAUCGUAGUGUCGGAUUCGGCCAAGGAGGAGGAAGAGGAUGACGAUCAGGGAGGGCAGCGUAACGAAAGCUCGAAGGACGCGCCGGCGCCCAUGGAAGAUGAGGAUUCGGAUGAUAAACCGCUCGCCUCGUUGGAUGUGGUGGCGGAAGGUGGCCAAGUGAAUCAGGACGUCAAGCCGGUGGUUGUAGCAGAAAAGGAAGAAAAUGAAUCUUCCGAACCGGCGGGAAAUGUGAAGGUGGAAGAAGGAGAAAAGCGACCCAUAGAGCCGACCGUUGUACCGAAGGAAGUGAAAUUAGAACCUGUUAAAGUGGAAGCUGUCCCCGUUGUGGCGGACGAGGCGAAAGCGAAGAAGGAGGCAAUGGAAAAGCUAGCCUCAGAGUACGACUUCAAGGACGACGAAGAACCGAUCGUGCCGUUGUCGAUUCAGAAGGCCAAAGAAGAGAAGCACGUAUCGGAGGACGAAGUGUUCGAAGACGCCCAGGAAACGAUCGAAGAACCGGAGGACGUUAAGGAUCUGGAGCCGCCGGCAAAGAAAGCCGCCCUACCGGAUGAUUCUGUCCUCACCGUCACGGACACGGACGACGACUCGUUGAUCGAGAUUAAAAUCGGUAAGGCAAAGCGGGACUACUCCCGCCGCAAGCAACUGGACGAAGCGCAGAAACUGCGUGACGAUCUGCCCGGCCACUCCAAGGGCGACGAAUCGGAAGGACGCUCGCUGCGCAAGCUGCGCGACCGGGACCGCUCGGAAAGCCCGUUCGUUAUGCUGGACGACGAACCGAACGAAAAGAUGAAGCGCAGCUAUUCGUCCACGCCGGUCAUGGACUCGAUCCCGGGAUCGCCCGUCUCGAGCGAAGAUCGCGACUAUCGCGCGUGGAAAAAGUCCAUUCUGGCCGUUUACGCACGAAUCGCGUCGAAGAAUGCGGCCGCGUUCCUGAAGCCCCUUCCGGAGGAGCACACGACUGAUCUGAUCUACCGCCCGAUGGAUUUGAGCCAAAUUAAGCGCAACAUCGAGAAUGGGAACAUUCGCACGACGGCCGAAUUUCAGCGCGACAUUAUGCUCAUGUGCACCAACGCGAUCAUGCUGAACCGGAGCGAACUGUGUUCGCCGCACGCGGCCCGUAUGCUGAUGCGGGAAAGUCUUGCCCUCAUCGAAACCGGCAUGGACCCGAAAGCGAUGAAGGAGCGCGAAGGCGACCGAAAUGCGCACAAGCGCAGCUCGAGGAAGAGCGGCGGGAGACAUUCUUCGGGCGGUAGAAGCUAAUUCGGGUGAAUUUGGGCAGUGACGGCUGUAUCAACUAUAUUCAUAUAACAAUAAAAUAUU